Molecule: messenger RNA, 2481 nt
Organism: Giardia duodenalis
Lineage: Eukaryota; Fornicata; Diplomonadida; Hexamitidae
Exons: 1
Coding region: 1-2481 (826 amino acids)
Source: RefSeq, a predicted model, not a curated record
AUGGACAUCAUAGGCUCUCGAGAAAUAGGAGAUUUUGAUCUUGAUGAGGUAGAAGAUUCCAUCCGUAAAUGUGAGGCAUUUCUUGCCAACGAGGACUUUACUCUGGACUUCAGCCAUCUUCCGAUUGAAGCAUCACUUCCCGGCACUGAGCAACAGCCGGUCUUAUCUGCUCCUACAUAUUCUGUCACAACUGACGAUGGUGUAGGGUUGCUGAAUAAGCGCAUGGAUGCAAAUGCCUCGUUGUCCGUCUCAAAGAGUGAGAAGAGCUACAAGGAAGAUGAUGGGGUAAGGUUAGAUAGUCAACCAGUACUAGAGAUAUUUCAGAAGAGUAGAUCAGAAUCUAAGAGGAAUGCACCCAGCAAGCCUCUUAUGCUGCCCAAGUCGGCAUCUAGUGGAAGUAUUCCUGAUCGCCAGGCAGUCCCGAUAGAAGAAAAUCCACUUGUGAAGCGUACGAUCAAUCUUCUCCCUCGCAAGCGCGGGCAAGAUAGACCGUCUGUCUCUUCCUAUCAUGAGCCCACUGUCAAAGUCGGGUCGGAAUCUAAUUCGAUUACAGCAGAAGAAGCGCCAAAACCAGCCACUACAGAUCCUCGAAGGGGCUCUGAUGCAAAGGAGAUGAGAUCUAGUGUAGAUAAGGAGGGUAGUACGGCGCUUAUUAAAAACACCGCACUGGCCGCACCUAGGAAACCAGCAUCCCCCACACAAAACCGUCUAGCUGCAAACAGAUCACCUCAUAGCCAACAGCCUGGUGCAGCCGCUCAACGAAGUAAUACACCAAAGCAUAGGCCUCCCAAACUAUCGCGUCCAGGAACACCAGACAGAAUACCACGUUCUUCUUCAUCAGGGAUUCCUCGAGCAGCGUCGGCAAGGAGCAAAAUGGCAGCAUCUAUAGCCGAAUCUCGCCUGGAGGCAUACCUACGCGAAAAGGAGGAGCGUGAACUCAAGGAGUGUACAUUUCAUCCCAAAAUAUUGACAAAAAAGCACCCCAAGAAGGAUUCAGAGAGAGAAGCGCCUGAAGAUAGACUUAGAAACGAGGGAGAGAGAAAGCGGAUAGAGCACGAGAAAAUGCGUGUGUACAAAGAACGUGCUGAGUUCGAAGUUUGCACCUUCAAGCCAGAACUGUCGGCUCGCACCGAAAAGAUAAUGGCAAAGAAGAAUAUGAAGCCUAUAUAUGAAAGGUAUGCCGAAACCAUGGAGCAGCACAGACAGAAAGUCGAAGAGCUUGCAGCUUUGGCAGAGGCUGAACAGUACUAUCCCGAAAUUGAUGAGAAGGCUCGAAUGCGAAGAGAUAUACUGGCGCAGAAAGCACUGACGAGAAGUGGAAUAGAUCCAUUUGCUCCCCCAGAAGAGCGCUUGUACAGUCCAGGAGCUAAGCGUGCCAAUCUCAGAGUCGCAAAGGACAGUACACCACAGGAUGCCAACGAGGCCAUUGAAUGCUCUUUCAAGCCACAAAUUAAUAAGGAAAGUAUGGCUAUAGCUCGAAAAAAUAGUCAGCUUAGUGGGGAUUUCUUUCAGAGACAGACAUAUUAUAAAGACAAGAAGAUGCGUCAUAUCCAAGCAAUGGAGCGAGAUGAGGCAUCUGCACUUACGUUUCAACCCAAUAUACGACGUGCGUCCUCGGCUGGAACGGGCGGUAAGAGACGAGAGUCAGAUGGUAGCCCCACAUUCCCGUGUGCCCCCAGCAGAGUAAGCGAGGAUAUAGAUGGUGUGUCUGUGCAUGAAAGACUUUACAGACGAUCAAUCUCUAGAUCCAAAGGCACUGUGCAUCAGCCAGAGCCACAAGGUGUGCAUGAUGAGUGUCGUUUCAUCCCUGAGAUCAACCAGCACUCAAAGAACAUAGGAAGAAAGUCGACAAUUGAGGAAUUAUACAGAAAUACUUUAGCAAGUAACAAGAAGGAUGCUCUAUGUAAGGUUAUCGAUGAAGAACAGCAGAAGGAGUGCACAUUCAAGCCUACAAUCCACUCUGACAAGGCCAAAUCGCACUACAAUAUCCAUCGGCCAGAAUCCUUGUUGGUCCAAAUCGAGAUGGAGCGGCAGCAGAAGGCAGUCAAACUAAACAUGAUGAAGAAGAAAUUGGAAUAUGAUGAAGUGCAAACGUGCUCUUUCAGGCCUGAGAUAAAAAGCACAGUGCCUCGAACCGUUUACAAUGGCCCAACCGUCACGCAGGACGUGGAUGAGGCAUUUGGAAGCAGUAUAAAGGGCUUAGGACGGUUCAUGGAAAAGCAAGAGUUGGCAAGGAAAAAGGUGGAGGAACAAAAGCUUCGGGAAAGCAAGGUAUUUGGGCUCAAUCCGUCAGGAAAGACAGGAAAGCCGUACACGAUACCUCAGCCGUUUAACCUAUCAUAUGAAAUGAGCGCAAGGAAGUCUGCUUUUGAAAGAGAUAAGAUAGCCUCGGUCGCCCUCAAGGAUUACACAUUUCAACCCCAGACAUCUGAAAAGCGUGUAAAGGACCUUGUUGCUCACAUACUCAGUAAUGACGAGUGA